Sorghum bicolor (sorghum) is the source of this 3073-nucleotide messenger RNA. RefSeq names its product A-kinase anchor protein 9. NCBI's taxonomy places the organism in Eukaryota, Viridiplantae, Streptophyta, Magnoliopsida, Poales, Poaceae. The coding region runs from base 305 to 2659 and encodes 784 amino acids. The transcript is spliced from 3 exons. The record is from RefSeq and is a predicted model, not a curated record. Gene Ontology annotation, molecular function: protein binding.
GCAGUCGACGUAAGCCUUGCAACGCAAGCAGGCAAGUUCAUCAUCGUCCUCCUCAUCCGAAGCAGUUCCGUGGUAGGAGUACGCGACAAAGGUAACACCGUGACAGGGUCGGAGGCCAGAUCACGGCGAUUACCACACGGGAUUACUCCUCCUCCAUGAUCUAAUCUAGCGACGCACGCAGCGGCGGCGGUGUCGCCCACGGCACAUCCAUUGCCUUGCUCAGUCCACUCCACCGUCCACCUUUGUAGUCGUCUUACUCCUCCCGAUCCGUCAGCCACCGAUUGGUCAGAAGGCGACGGCGGCGAUGGCGUCCCAGGACGACGGGUGGGGUGGCGGCGAAGAUGGCGGCUCGCUCUUUGAGGGCAUGGUCCUCUUCGCGCCAGAACCCACCGCCGCCGAGGACUCGGUCCCCGCCCCCGCCCCCGCCCCUGUCCCUGAGCUGCCACCCGCCGCUCUCCCCGACGCCGACGCGGCUUCCUCCGCGCCGCCGCCGCUCGACGAGGACCUCUUCUCCGAUCUCACCCUCCUCGCCCCGCAGGAGCCGCUCUCGCUGGAGCAGCAGCCGCCCCCGCCCCUACCCCCGCAAGGCGAGGAUCGGAGCCACACGGCGGUUGUCCCCGCGGCGCCAGCCGCUGCUACGGCGCUUUCCCGGCAGCCGUCCUCCUCGUCGCUCCGCAAGAAGAAGCGGGCCGUGCGCAUCGGGUACGGCCGCUCGCCGCAGCCAGCGCCGCCUUCCCCUCCUGCCACGGUUCGCGCCUCCGCAGCUGCUGCUGCGAUCUCCGCUAGCAGUAUUGCCUUCCUGGACGCUUCGCCGCAUCCGGCCGCUACUCGUUCCCUCGAUCAGGUCCCUGAUCGGCAAGUCGAUGGCUAUGCCAACGGCUACGAGGCGCACGCGGAGGCGGUGGAUGUGGAUACCAAUUCACCGCGUGUAGAGGAGGCGGCAAAGGAUGAGGACGAUGAUGGUGAAGAGGAUGGAGAUACUGGAGUUGCAGCCUUGGGGAUCGUGGAGAGGCUGGCUCUCCUCAGAUCCCAAAUCUCCGGCAAGCUCGACACCAUCCAGCAGAGGGCUGCUGCCGUGGCUGCCAAGAGGAGGCUUCUGGCUGGCCGGCGGAGGAAGGUGGCGGAGGAGGCGGCCUCGGUGGCAUCCAGUCACAAGGAUAUGGAGAGGGAGCUGGAGGAGGCCUGUGAGGCUGAGGACUUUGAGAAGGCAGAGAGGAUCAGUGACUCCCUCGCUGCGCUCGAGAAGGAGAAGGAUCGGCUGUUGACGGUCCUGCGUGAUGCUGAGCUUGACUAUGAUUCAGUGGAUUCGGAGCUGCAGGAGGUGCUUGAGUCUCGCAUUGCUGCGGAGGAGGAAGCUGCUUCCCUUCUGGAGCAAUUUGCAAAGGAUGCCACUGAACAUGCUAAUUCAGAGAGCAAGCAAGCAGAAGAACUAUCCACAAAAGAAAUAGAAGGGUGGCAAACAUCAAUGGAGUUACUAGAAACAAAGAAGUUAGAAAUGGAGGUUGAAACACAGUUGGUUUUAGAAGCACGUUCUGGGUUGGAAGGAUCGAUAGAGCAUUUGGUUGAAGAAGACAAACUAGAGAAAGAUAUUCUUAGUAAAAAAGGAGAAAUCCUAACCAAAGAGUUAGCUGAGCUUUUAGAGUUUGUGAGGUUGAAAGAAGCAGAGAUAGCUGAAAACAACGCCCGGAUCCAUCAAGUUCAAGAAAGAAUCAGUGCAGUGGUCUCCAAAUUUCAUGGCUCUCAGUCAGAUAUUGACUUGAAACUCAAUUCCUUGAAGGAAGCUCAAAGUAAAGUGGAUCUAGAGACUGAAGCACUUGUGUUGAAAAAGAACGAAAUUGAUAAGUUCAUUUCUUUAUCAGAACAAAAAGAUUCAGAGUUGAGGGAAAUUAUUGGUGCUUGUUCCUCUGAAGCAAAAACUUGCCAACAGUCAGUUGAAAUAAGAAGAAAACUUGCAUCAUCGAUUUUGAAGUCAAGAGAGGAUAGAAUUGGGUUGCUAAAAAUGGAGGAGGAAAUUUUGCAAGAGAUUCAAAUGCUUAGGCAAAAAAUUACAGAUGCAAGAACUACUCUUCAGGAGGUAUCUUCAAGGAGAACAAGCAUACAACAAGAAAUGGAUUCAUUUAAGCAGAAGUUGAGCUUCAUUGACAAAAGGGGCCCUGAACUAGAGGCUGAAAAGAAAGUUGCAGCUGCUGCAAGAAACUUUAAGGAAGCAGGAAGGAUAGCUGCAGAGGCAAAAGCUCUUAAUUCCGAAAAGGACGAACUGCAUUGUAAGUUGGAGAAAGCUUCUACUGAUUUGGAGAUAAUAGAAAAGGAUAUUGUAGCAACUACAGACAAGAUACAGGAAUGCGAAGGGCUUAUUGUACUCAAAGAAAAAGACUCAGCAUUGACAAGUUACAAAAGACUCCGGUUAGAUUGUGCUGCUGCUAGAGCAGAAUUGACUGCUGCAACUGAAACAGAUGAUAAUGAAGAAGUUGAGAUCCUACGUAAAGAAGCUGAAGCUGCAGAGUCUAAAGCAAUUGAACUCAAAACAUGCUAUGAUCUCCAGGUGGAGGAUGAUGAGUUCAUGUUUCAGCCUGUAGUCCCUAUAGCAUUCAUAACAAAUUCAACAGGGCAGCACUUGUCAGAAAUUGCUUCUUCAUUCGGCCUAUCUCCUCAGAAGUGAAAUUGGACAGUGGAUUUGCACACUACGAGGUCUGCCUGUUGCACUGUGAUCCAAGUCCUACCUGUUCCUGCACAUAUUGAAGGGAAGAUCUGUGCUAGUGUGAAACUCUCUCCUUCCAGGAUACCCUCCUCAACGGCCCUUCUUUAACUCCAGCAUUUGGAAUCUACUCCGAACUAGAGUAGGGAUCCUAGGGAAGAUCAACUGUACAACAUACAUUUUGCAUGCUCCGUAGGAAUUUAGUUUCCCUAUGCAUUUUUUGUGUACAUUAAGACUGUAAUUCUUUUGAUACGCCAGUUUUGAUUGAAUUGCAAUGACAUGCCAUCAUCAACCAGUAUGUAAUCAGAUUUUUGUUUCAAGAAAAAAAGAUGUAAUCAGAACAAAAUGUCCAGGAAUGAAACUUCUUGUGCAUUGCCU